AUGAAGGACCGGCUUGCAGAGCUUCUGGAGUUAUCCAGGAGUUAUGACCAGCAAUUCCCAGACGGGGACGAUGACUUUGACGCUCCCCACGAGGACAUCGUGUUCGAGACUGACCACAUCCUGGAGUCCUUGUACAGGGUCAUCCAGGACAUCCAGGAUGAGAACCAGCUGCUGAUGAUCGACGUGAAGCGCCUGGGGAGGCAGAACGUCCGCUUCCUCACGUCCAUGCGGCGCCUCAGCAGCAUCAAGCGCGACACCAACUCCAUCGCCAAGGCCAUCAAGACCCGGGGCGAGGGCAUCCACCAGAAGUUGCGCUCCAUGAAGGAGCUGAGCGAGCAGGCGCAGGCCCGGCACGGCGAGAACUCGGCGGUGGCACGCAUCUCGCACGCACAAUACAGCGCGCUGACCCUCGCCUUCCAGCAGGCCAUGUACGAGUACAACCAGGCCGAGAUGAAACAGCGCGACAACUGCAAGAUCCGCAUCCAACGGCAGCUGGAGAUCAUGGGCAAGGACGUGUCGGGCGAGCAGAUCGAGGACAUGUUCGAGCAGGGCAAGUGGGACGUGUUCUCCGAGAACCUGCUGGCCGAUGUGAAGGGCGCACGGGCCGCGCUCAACGAGAUCGAGAGCCGCCACCGCGAGCUGCUGCGGCUGGAGGGUCGCAUCCGCGACGUGCACGAUCUCUUCCUGCAGAUGGCUGUGCUGGUGGAGAAGCAGGCGGACACGCUGAACGUCAUCGAGCUCAACGUGCAGAAGACCCUCGACUACACCGGUGAGGCCAAGGCGCAGGUGCGCAAGGCGGUGCAGUACAAGAAGAAGAACCCCUGCAGGACCAUCUGCUGCUUCUGCUGCCCCUGCGUCAACUAGCAGCUGGCUUGGGUCUUCACCUGACCCGUGCCAUGAGGGAAACGUGUCCAGAGUGCCAGCCAAAGGCAUCCUGCCCUAGGCCGAGGGAGAGGAUCCCGAUGUCUGCAGAAUUCAGAGCACAAAGAAAGUUGGGGUUGGGAUGCAAGAUUUGGAACCCGGCACUUGUCUAGAAGGAUGAUUGCUAGCAUCCAGUGCAGGCAGAUUCCCACUGGAGUUGUGUGAGGUCAUUAUAAGAUUCCUAGCACUCAGCACCACGGGGAGGAACGUCACUAAGGUCAAUGUCUUGAAGACAAAAGGAGGAAGUCAAAUGAACAUCCGCUAUCAAUAUGAGCACAUUAUCAAAAUUUGUCUUCGUUUGCCUUCUCUGGAAAGUUCCUUGGUGCUAUUCGAUUUUGAGUGGCAUUCACUUCGGUAUUUCUUAGUUCUUUCGAGUGGCACUGACCUUGGGUAAACUGGAUUCCAUUCACUUCUGAUCAUCUAUUUAUGCUGUGUGAGUACUGCCUAUGUGGAAACCUUACCUCGACUCUCUGACCCCACUUAUUAAAACCACACUGGACAUAUACGGUUUCCUUAUCUCUCUCACCUUUUAUAACUUCCACAAGUUAUGUAUAUAUAUACAUACUCAUAUAUAUAUACUCACAUAUAUGAAUAACUUUUCCAAAGAUUUUAAGCACCAAAUACUGAACAAGCACCCAAGUUGAACU
Molecule: messenger RNA, 1568 nt
Organism: Peromyscus eremicus (cactus mouse)
Lineage: Eukaryota; Metazoa; Chordata; Mammalia; Rodentia; Cricetidae
Gene: Stx11
Product: syntaxin 11
Exons: 1
Coding region: 1-864 (287 amino acids)
Biological process (GO): synaptic vesicle fusion to presynaptic active zone membrane; exocytosis; intracellular protein transport
Cellular component (GO): synaptic vesicle; presynaptic active zone membrane; endomembrane system
Molecular function (GO): SNARE binding; SNAP receptor activity
Source: RefSeq, a predicted model, not a curated record